AUUUAGGCCGGUUCUUUCUUCCACCUUUCCCCACUCCAUUAUUAGUCAAACAAAGCUGGACGCCAUCAUUUUAGAUUUCUUCCACCCAUCAUCAUACUCUCCUCCUCUAUAUAUAUCAUUUCCCAAUUCAUCCCCUCACACCCGCUAGAUCACAUAUUAACCAAUUCAAACCGGUGGUGGUGUUGUAUGCGUUAAAUAAUAAUCAUGUCAAACUGUAUCGAUAAAACCAUCACGAUCCGAGAAGUAUGGUCUCACAACUUACAAUCCGAGUUCGAUUUGAUCCGAUCCAUCAUCGAUAGAUACCCAUAUAUCUCAAUGGACACAGAAUUCCCGGGCGUUGUAUACCGUCGAUCACACAAGCAUCGUCGACCGUCGGAUCAUUAUCAGCUUCUUAAGUCAAACGUCGACGUUUUGAACCUCAUCCAGCUCGGUCUCACCCUCUCUGAUUCUUCCGGUAACCUUCCGUUUAUCCAUGGGUCCCACCAACGUUACAUCUGGCAGUUUAAUUUUUCUGAUUUUGAUGUCACGCGUGACGCCCACGCGCCCGAGUCGAUUGAGUUGUUGAGGAAUCAAGGGAUUGAUUUUGAACGGAACCGGGUUGAUGGGGUUGACUCGGUUGAGUUUGCUGAGUUGAUGAUGUCAUCCGGGUUGGUGUGUAAUGAGUCGGUGAGUUGGGUGACGUUUCACAGCGCGUAUGAUUUUGGGUAUUUGUUGAAGAUUCUCACGCGCCGUCGUCUGCCGGAUGGGUUGCCGGAGUUUUUGGAGAGUUUGAAGGUGUUUUUUGGGGAUGAUGUGUAUGACGUGAAGCAUUUGAUGACGUUUUGCAGGACCGGGUUGUAUGGUGGGUUGGACCGGGUGGCGGGUCUUUUAGAAGUGAACCGGGUUGCUGGGAAGUGCCACCAGGCCGGUUCAGAUAGCUUGCUGACGUGGCACGUUUUUCAAAAGAUGAGAGACUUGUACUUCGUCGAUGUUAUGCCAGAAAAAUAUUCCGGCGUGUUGUAUGGUUUAGAAGCUUAUUAAUUACAUUUAAUUCUUUGGGGGGUAUAUUGGUAAAUUAGCUGUUAGCUAAUCAAAAUCUAAUUCAUUUUUAUUCAUCUUAUCAUAUAUCAUCAUUCAUGGAUG
Helianthus annuus (common sunflower) is the source of this 1122-nucleotide messenger RNA. Its product is annotated as probable CCR4-associated factor 1 homolog 11. Lineage: Eukaryota; Viridiplantae; Streptophyta; Magnoliopsida; Asterales; Asteraceae. Gene Ontology annotation, molecular function: nucleic acid binding; poly(A)-specific ribonuclease activity. The record is from RefSeq and is a predicted model, not a curated record. Bases 205 to 1020 code for a protein of 271 amino acids. Gene Ontology annotation, cellular component: P-body; CCR4-NOT core complex; CCR4-NOT complex. The transcript has a single exon.